Molecule: messenger RNA, 1476 nt
Organism: Aspergillus brunneoviolaceus CBS 621.78
Lineage: Eukaryota; Fungi; Ascomycota; Eurotiomycetes; Eurotiales; Aspergillaceae
Product: snoRNA-binding rRNA-processing protein UTP6
Exons: 2
Coding region: 53-1237 (394 amino acids)
Biological process (GO): maturation of SSU-rRNA from tricistronic rRNA transcript (SSU-rRNA, 5.8S rRNA, LSU-rRNA)
Cellular component (GO): Pwp2p-containing subcomplex of 90S preribosome; small-subunit processome
Molecular function (GO): snoRNA binding; protein binding
Source: RefSeq, a predicted model, not a curated record
GGACUUGCGAUCUGCUCAGAACCAUCCGAACAGGGCUCAAACCAUCGCAACCAUGUCCAACGCUACUGACAAAGCGCGCUUCUAUCUGGAGAAGUCAGUUCCAGAGCUUAGAGAGUACGAGAGGAAGAAAAUCUUUUCCAAGGAAGAAAUCUCGGCGAUUGUCAAGAAGAGAUCUGAUUUCGAGCAUAAGCUCAAUGCCCGCGGUGCCCUCCCGUCUGAUUUCAUACGAUAUGCCCAAUAUGAAAUGAACUUGGACAGUUUGCGACGGAAGAGAGUGAAACGUCUGGGUAUCAAGAUGCCCGGCCAUACCGGGCAGAGGAGGAUUUUCUUCAUUCUUGACCGUGCGACACGGAAGUUCCACGGUGACAUCGGGCUGUGGAUUCAGUACAUUGAAUAUACCAGACAACAGAAGUCCUACAAGAAGCUUUCGAAUAUCCUCACUGAUGCCUUGCGACUGCAUCCGACCAAUGUCGAUCUGUGGAUCUAUGCCGCACAAUAUAAUGUGGAAGAUCACGCCGAUAUGACACAGUCUCGAAGCUACAUGCAGCGCGGGCUGAGGUUUUGCAAAAGCUCGAAGAAACUGUGGCUCGCUUAUGGAAGACUCGAGAUGUUCUACAUUGCCAAACUUGUUGCUCGACAGCGGAUCUUGGGACUCGACAAGCCCGUCAAGGCUCGAAAGGAAGAAGAGCCUCUGGAUGACAUGGAUGCAGAUAUGAUUAGGCUGCCAACGAUCACCGGAGAAGAUAUCAAUCCCAGCGCUGAGGAUGAGAAUGAAGUGGAUGAAGCGGCGCUUGAAGCCCUUAAUUCGACGCCCGCCCUGAGCGGCGCCAUCCCUAUCGCCAUCUUUGAAACAGCCAUGAAGAAUUUCAACGACGAUGACAGAUUUGGCCAUGAGUUCUAUGAUAUGGCGACCGAAUACGACGACCUGCCAUGCCUGCGCAAGAUUCUGCAGCAUGUGGUUGAUUCCAUGCAGAAAGCGAAGCCCGACAGUCCCCAUACACACAUCUGUCAUAUCAAGCUCCCCACAGCAGGAGUACAAGUGACUUCGCCUGAAUUCCCGCGUGCUUUUGCCGCAUCGUUCGGCCGUCUCACGGCUCAUCGCAACAACCCCUCUGUGGCCAAGGAGGUCAUCAGCUGGUUGCAACCACUCGAGAAGACCGAAGGCCUGGAUCCUUCACUGCACAAAGCCAUUUCUGCCACUAUCCGAAAUGCAGAGCGCGUUGUUCAGGGACUUUAGAUUUUAUGCAAUAUUAUUCAAGUUAUGUGCAGGCGUUGAACGGGAUUUACUAUUUUCAGACUGCGUUAGCAAGCAGCAUGAGGGGUCAUGAAAAAGUUAGCAUUGUAUUAAUCGUCUUUACUGCCUCGUCUGCUACUCUUCUUGCUACUGAGGAACUUCUUCGAUUUGAUACGAGCCUCGUUUGCGGCCUUUUGCCUGUAUAGUGUUAGCUAAGAGCCGCGUCUUGUUUCAUGAAUACC